Molecule: messenger RNA, 1032 nt
Organism: Dictyostelium purpureum
Lineage: Eukaryota; Evosea; Eumycetozoa; Dictyosteliales; Dictyosteliaceae
Exons: 1
Coding region: 1-1032 (343 amino acids)
Molecular function (GO): oxidoreductase activity
Source: RefSeq, a predicted model, not a curated record
AUGAUCUCAUUAGAUAAUAAAAAUAACAAUAAAUCAUUAGUAAUUACAAAAUAUGGUGGUCCAGAAGUAUUUUCAAUUGUUGACACAGCCAUUCCAAAACCAAAAGAUAAUCAAGUACUAGUUAAAAUCGACUAUGUUGCAUUAAAUAGAGCUGAUCUUUUAUUUUCACAAGGUUUUUACAAGCCAAUUGAAAAGUUCCCAAAUCCAUGUGGUAUGGAAGGUACAGGUACUGUUGUAGAGUUUGCCAGUGAAGAAGUUAAAGAGAAAUCAAAUUUAAAGGUUGGUGAUAAGGUUUCAAUACUUUGUAAUUUUGAUAAUACAAAUUAUGGAACUUUUGCACAAUAUGCAGUAUUUCCAUAUAGUGCAUUGGUUAAAAAUAACAGUGAAUUAGUUGACCAAAAAACUGCAUCUGCAUUUUGGGUAUCAUUCCUUACAUCUUAUUUUGCUUUGGUUGAAAAUGCAAGAAUUAAAAAGGGUGAUGUAAUUGUUAUAACUGCUGCAAGUUCAGGUGUAGGUCUAUCAGCCAUUUCUCUAGCUAAACAUUUUGGUGCCACUGUAAUCGCAACAAGUCGUACUGACAAGAAAAAAGACCAAAUACUCUCUUUUGGUGCUGACCAUUUUAUUGCCUUAGAUAGUGAGGAUUAUGUUAGCCGUAUCAAAGAAAUUACCAAUGGCAAGGGUGCAAAUAUUACAUACGAUGCCGUAGCUGGUGGAUCUUUCUCAAAGCUAGUUGAAAGCUCUGCUUCAUUUGGGAAAAUCAUUUUAUAUGGUCUAAUGGAUUUUAGUAGCCCAACAGUUAUACCAGUAACAUCAAUUGUUCCAAAAUGUAUCACAAUCAAAGGUUUUACUCUUUACGAAUAUCUUCCUCAAACCGAAUUAUUAAAUCAAGCUAUUGACUUUUUAAAUCAAAAUUUACAUCAAUUCAAAUCUUUGGUUGGUAAAGAAUUUAUCGGAAUCGAAUCUUUAGGAGAUUCUCUCAAAUUUUUAAAUUCAUCUGACCUUUUUGGUAAGGUAGUUGUAAAAAUCAAUUAA